Cutaneotrichosporon cavernicola is the source of this 1380-nucleotide messenger RNA. RefSeq lists its product as uncharacterized. The coding region runs from base 1 to 1380 and encodes 459 amino acids. Lineage: Eukaryota; Fungi; Basidiomycota; Tremellomycetes; Trichosporonales; Trichosporonaceae. Gene Ontology annotation, molecular function: mRNA binding; RNA 7-methylguanosine cap binding. The record is from RefSeq and is a predicted model, not a curated record. The transcript is spliced from 2 exons.
AUGGACAUUGACGGCGGCCUCCCCUGGGACGCGGAUGACAGUGGGCCGACAGCUCCUCCUCCCGCGCCAGCACCGGAACAGACAACCGAGAUGGACGUCGAUAUGCUCCUCGAUCGCCCACUCGACGACUUUCCGGGCCGUCGUUCAGGCGGCCGCGACCGUGAACGCGGACCCCGCGAACCAGUUCCCGAACACGUGCAGUCCCUUGUGGGGCGUAUGGGUAAGGGAAAGGUCUAUCUAGCCGAAGAAUCGACCGGUAUCAUCCACCACGAUGCUGAGCGGCGUAUCGCCCGCGAUCCACGCCUCACCGCCCUCGCACUCGAGCUGGACAAGCAGGAUCCAACGGACUGGCUUGCGGCCGUAUCUGAAGGUUCCGAGUCCAACAUUCGUCCAAACGCACUCUUCGUGUCCUCGGAAUUGAUCAAGCACCUCUCGACUGCAAAGGUGUUUACUUGGGUGUCCGAAUUUGGUGUCGGCGUCAUGGGUAUCGAGUGGCUCAAUGACUCCACCCUCAUCCUCCUCUUUCCCACGCCUGCUGCGGCGUUAUUGUCUCUCAGCAUGUUGGCGAAAGCAGGAUUCGACCCAACCGAAGGCGACGACCCCCUCAUGGAGCGCGCGGCACACGGUUUCCCAUCCGCUCUGCUCCCCCGUCGUUCGCCAACGCCGGAACCGGACCGCCGUGCGGCCGACCUCGACGCCGAACUCGAAGCUGUUGCGGCAGCGCGCGAUGCGUCUGACGAGAGGAGCAAGUCACCUUCCGAAGAGCCGGUGCGUAAAGGUCGCGGUGCGUUCCGGGCGGAUGUGCCUCGCGGAUCGACCAACGGCGCAUUCGACCUCGCUCCACUGGCUGGGUCCAAAAAGGAACGAUUUGCCGACGGCGUAGACCCCAACUCAAGGGUAACAGUGAGGUAUGCGACCGAGGCCGAUAACACCAAGUUCAAGCGCGGCGCAGGCGAGAGUUCUUGGUAUGCCAAGCAUGGGCGGGCGGCUGGCAAGGAGACUUCCGCGCGGCGAACUGGAGGGGGACGGUGGGAGGAACCGCGGAACCUCAAUGACCGGGUGGGGACGCGCGGGGAGGGGCGUGACUUUGCGCGCCGUAUUGGGCGAGACCGCUAUGAUGAUAGUGAAAGGCGCGAGCGCGGACCGAGACGUGCACGUGUUGAGGACCUUGAUGCCGACCUCGAUUGGAUGGCAAGAAGACGCGAUGGAGAGGAGGACGACGGUCGCGAUUAUGGCCACCGGUACGAGCGGCGCGAUAGGCGAGAGGGAAGCGACCCACGCCGAGAGCGCCGCGAACGCGCGCCCCGCCGCGCUCAUGCCAAGCAGGAUGAUCUGGACCGCGAACUGGACGAGAUGUUUGCGUCGCGCGGCGAAUCCUAG